Molecule: messenger RNA, 5240 nt
Organism: Syngnathus typhle (broad-nosed pipefish)
Lineage: Eukaryota; Metazoa; Chordata; Actinopteri; Syngnathiformes; Syngnathidae
Gene: aplp1
Product: amyloid beta (A4) precursor-like protein 1
Exons: 17
Coding region: 173-2305 (710 amino acids)
Biological process (GO): axonogenesis; central nervous system development
Cellular component (GO): Golgi apparatus; plasma membrane
Molecular function (GO): alpha-2C adrenergic receptor binding; transition metal ion binding; heparin binding
Source: RefSeq, a predicted model, not a curated record
GGGCUUGGUUCUGCGAGUCGCGGAUGAUCCACAUCCAGCCACACUGCGACUGGACGCGGAGACGCAGGAGGUGUCUCAGGAGCAUCAUAUCGGCUGAUCUUAUGUUGGACUCACUCGUUUUACUCUAGUUACUCGGUCGACUGAAAACAACAGCAAAGGGAGGACAACAAAAAUGGGACAAUCGUCAAUUCCAAUUUUGCUGGCCGUGCUGUCUUUGUACGCAAAGGGAAACGUCGAGGCCCUGGCAAUGAGCGAGGUGAAUGGCCCCAGCCCCCAGGUGGCAGAACCGCAGAUUGCAAUGUUCUGUGGCCGUCAGCUCUUGCACAUGAACCCGCAGACGGGCCAGUGGGAGCCGGACCCUCAAGGCCGCAAGGACUGCUUCAAAGACCCCAGUGAAAUUCUCUCCUACUGUCAGGAGAUGUACCCAGCGCUUUCCAUCUCCCACGUAGAGGAGGCAAAAAGUCCUGUGAACAUCCCUUACUGGUGUAAGAAAGGAUGGAGCCACUGCCAGGCACGCCCCUUCAUAGUGGUGCCCUAUCGCUGCCUAGAAGGUGAGUACGUAAGCGAGGCCCUGCUUGUUCCAGACCGAUGCCGUUUCCUCCACCAGGAGAAGAUGGAUGCCUGCGAGAGUUACGUGUACUGGCACAACAUUGCGAAAGAGGCGUGCAUCGUAGACAAUCUGGAGCUCCACAGUUACGGAAUGCUUUUGCCGUGCGGAGAAAAUUUCCGCGGGGUGGAGUAUGUAUGCUGCCCAGGUCGAAGCAGCACCAGCGGCAAGGCCGAAUUGGAGGAAAGAGAACUCGCUGGCCACCAGAUCUCGCAGACUCACGGAAUACUUAAUCCUGUUGCCAAAGUGAUUGAACCCACUCCGAGCCCCUCCCCCGACACCGACAUGUACGAGACCGACAUGGAGGAUGAAGAUGACGAGGUGGUGGAGGAAGACGAAGAGGAGGUGGAUGAGGAUGAAGAGGAUGAGGUAGAUGAAGAGCCGGUGGAGGAGGAGGAUGAGGAGGAGCCCAUAGCGGUGAGAAACCCGGAGAAGUACGAAUACCCCAUCGACUCGGGCCCCUACCAGACGUCGGAUUAUCUGGAUUCGUCCUACUAUGACAAAAACUACAAAGCCACGACGUCACCACCUCUGAUGAAAGGAGACAGCGUGACAACCACUCGACCCACAGAUGGCGUAGAUGUUUAUUUCGAGAAGCCGGUGGACGACACGGAGCAUGCCAACUUCCUGCGUGCCAAAACAGACCUGGAGGAACGGCGAAUGAAGCGAAUCAAUGAGAUCAUGAAGGAGUGGGCGGAGGCAGACAACGAGUCAAAGAAUCUGCCAAAGUCAGAACAGCAAGCCCUAAAUGAGCACUUCCAGUCCGUUCUGCAGACGCUUGAGGAACAAGUGGCGGGCGAGAGGCAGAGGCUGGUGGAAACUCAUCUGGCCAGAGUGGAGUCCAUACUCAACAACAACCGCCGCCUGGCCCUGGAGAACUACCUGACCGCAGUCCAGUCUGACGAGCCACAGCCCGAGCGAGUGCUGCAGGCUCUCAAGCGCUACAUGGCGGCCGAGCAGAAGGACCGCAGACAUACGCUCAGGCACUACCAGCAUAUUGUGGCUGUAGACCCGCAGAAGGCUGAGCAGAUGAAAUUCCAGGUGUACACACAUCUGCAUGUUAUCGAGGAGAGGAUGAACCAGAGUCUGGCACUUCUCUACAAGGAUCCUAUCUUGGCCGAGGAGCUCCACGAUGAUAUCCAAGAACUAGUACGGGCAGAGCGGGGCGACAUCAGCGAGCUCAUGACAACGUCCUUCUCUGAGACGCACACCACCGAGGAGCUUCUGCCAGCCGAGAGCGAGGAAGAAAAGGAUGACGAGGAAGAAGAGGAGCGAGAAUUCCAGAACAGGCCUUACCCGCCCCGCGUUGACUUGCAAUCGAAUAAGAAAGGAGAUGAAUAUGACUACGCCCCAUCUGAGAAGGCUCCUACGUAUGAGUAUGAGGAAAAGAUCAACACCUCUGUGGAGCUCAAACAGGUCGUCUACAAGCCCGAUGAGAUCGAGCGAGAUGAACUGCAACCCGACGCCUUGGAGACAUUUAAUCGUGGAGCCAUGGUGGGCUUGCUGGUGGUGGCUGUGGCCAUCGCCAUGGUGAUGGUCAUUAGUCUGUUGCUGGUGCGCAGGAAGCCCUACGGCACCAUCAGCCACGGCAUCGUCGAGGUGGACCCCAUGCUGACCCCGGAGGAGCGACAGCUCACCAAAAUGCAAAACCACGGUUACGAAAAUCCCACUUACAAAUUCUUUGAGCAGAUGAACUGAAGUUGUAGCAAGUUGGUUCCGUCCCGUCGUCAUGGUGAUGCACCGACACACACAGCCUGUAAUGGAUUGAAAACAUUGAGAUUUCAUUAAUUAACUGGAUAAACUCAGUCUUUAGUCCAUACCAAUUGUAAAUGACCAAUUCCAUCAAUCAUCAUUAGCAAAAUGUGAAUAGUGAUUAUUACACUGCUGUAAUUCGCAUACUGUAGAAAAAUUGAAACAAUCAUCACAGUGGCAUGACUUGACCUACUGACACACCACAAUCUGAAUGGUGCAUAAUGCUUUAGAAUAUUGUUUUUGUUUCAUAGUCGACUUUUUAUGAUCUCAUUGUGCAUCCAUGUAGAUGAGUCCGAUAGGCAAGCCCGUUCAUCCUCAUGUAGCAGCACAUACGACCAAUUCAAUUAGAUUUCCCUUCAAAACGUCCAAUGAGAUCAUAUAUAUUAUUUUUAAAAGUAUAUUAUUAAUAUCCGAGUAUCAGCCCCACGUUUGUUUUGAUUAAAUUGGCAAAUAUACAGCAAAAUAUUCCGUUUAGCUUAGUGAUUAAGUUGAUUUGUACUGCAAAUUUAAUAACUGUAAAACAGAAUAUAGAUUUAAUGAAAGCAUGCCAACUCGGUGUACGAAGCUGCUGUAACUAUUUGUAUUGUUCCCGUCACUGCUUCUUAUAAAGUCGCCGUUCCGAAUAGACACUGUAAAUAAUAUCAGACAGGCCCAAUGAUUCAUACCCUGUUUGGAUUCAAAGUUAUUUGUUGAAUGAGUAUCUUCUGCCUGGAAAUGACACGAUACAGCAGAAAUUGAUUUUAAGCAGCCGAUAUUAAUAUAUAUUGAGUUUUCAGUCAUUUAUAUUUUGACAACAUUCUUUUUUUUUUUCCAUUCUAAAAGAUCCUCAUUACUUGGAAUGUCAUCGACAUCAUUUUAAUCCAACACAAGACCGUUUUUUUUUUUUCUUGGUAUUCUGAGGUUCACAUUCCAAGAACACUCUUGGUACAUUUCCUGAAGACUGUAAAUUGUUCAGCUGUGAAUGUAAGUGUGAAUUGUCCAAGUCAGCUUCUGCUUCCCCUUCGACCUAGAAUGGAUUGAUGAAUAAUUUUGGUCAACAUGAUUAAUUCAUCCAAAUUAAUAUCUUUUGACAAAACUUCAUUCAGCCAAUUUUCUUGUGUCAAUCCAGCCAGAAGAUAACUAUUUAUUUUGUCAAAAGUGUGAUUAAUUCUGGGCUCAAGUGUAUCCUUAGUAGUAGACGUCCCGGUAAACGUUUAUUUAAUUCAUUCGGUGUAACGGAAUAAUAUAUCAACUAGUGCGUUGUGCUGUAAACGAGAAGGAGACGCAUUUUCCUGACAUGGCUGAUUGAAAACGGACUGUUGUAAAAAACCAGCACAAGACGACACAGUAACUUCUUUCUGAAUGUAUUUAAGGUAGAUGUUGAGAUUCCAUUCCCUUAGUUCUUUUAUUUUUUCCCCGUUGUCAUUUCCCCCAAAAGUAGUGACGUCCCCCCCCCCCGGGCACAUGCAUCGACGCUCUCGUCAAUACUUUGUAGCAGUCUGCUUAUAAUUUGUCAAGACGGUGGAAUUAAAAAGUCGAAGGUGUAAAAUACAGAGUGCAUUAUAUUGUGUCAGUGUGUGUAUUCAAUCCUAAAAAAAAUUAAAAUAAAUAAAAAAACACAGCACACGUAGUUCUAAGUAGUGAUAGAGUAUGUCAUUAAGCUACUCGUCUUGACAUCUUAACACAAAAUAUUAGCACUCUGUCGAUGCUUUAAUACUUUUUGUUUUUUUUUCCUCUUUAGCUGUGUGUCAUUUUACGAAGCCACUUAAGAGGGUCAAGUUGCGGGAUGUGCAGGUAAUCCCUUUUUGGGAGAUGAUGCAAAAACACACACAUGCACGAUGGAGCUGUGAUGGUGUGUUUCACGAGGCGGGCUGUGUUACGCUCACAGUCUUUGUAUAAUUUGUACAGCUAUGUUAGUGAAUGUCCACAGUUUAAUGAUAGUACCGAAACCAUAGAUGAGAAUAAGCUUGCCUGUUUUUAUUUGGAUCGCAAAAAAAAAACCACCACUGAAGGUUCCCUACCAGCAUUUAGCAAACGUAGUAAGGUAUGUAAUACCGUAGUUACUCCCCCGCCCCCUCCUCCCCCGAUCACAUUUAUACAUGUUGUCCUCAGUUCAAUUCUCCCCCCCCGCUGUGAAAUAUUAAAAAUGUCAUUUAAUCGCUGCGUUAUUGCUUUUUACAAAGCUGUGUUUUGGAUGUAAUUAUAUUGUAUUUUUUAUUUAUAUUGGACGUAAUAAUCAAUUGGGUCAUGCUUCUCACGUGUCAUUUUAGAAGCUUGUAUAGUAAAAUAAUGACAUGUUUAAGAUAAAUGUGAAUUGUAGUCAGGUGUACGCAGCCUCAUUGACAGUGACAGUGUGGCACUAAGCACAAUCCAAGCAAAUUGCUCUGUAUGCGCUGGGGAUGGCUGUUUGACUACAUUUCCAAUGAAUGAAUUAUUUAUUAUUGGUGGAAUUUUCUUUAAAUACAAAUGGUCUUAAUAAUGCCCCCCCCCCCCUGAUAUUCUUCUUGGAUAUAGCUUAAUUUUGCAUUACUGUUGCUGGGCUUUUUUUUUUUUAGAUAACAAACUGGUAGAUUUUAAAUGGAAAAAGGCCUCUGCUGGUGAUAGCUGAGUAGCGUGCUCCAUUUUGCUCCAAGUGGCAAAAUAAAAAUCAUCAAUCAAUUCCAAACAAAGGAUCGAUUAUUAUACUCAUCCCUGGCUUGUGCAGAGAAAAAUGCAACACCGGUUCUGUAUCACCACUACGAUCCUCUAACCAAAGCCAAUGCACCAAGAAGCAGAUACUCGAAUUUGACAAAAAAAGUGUUCUUUGUUGUGUAAAUGUACUUGCAAGCAAUCGGAGGCUGUAAAAAAAAAAAAAAUCAUACCAAGCUGAUUAAUAGUGUAAUAAAACUGAAUGACCCAUAAA